CGUUGUCAGUGGAACCCCAGGAGGAAAAUGGAAGCAAGCGGUGUUGAAAACAUUGAGGCGCGUGUUCUGGAGCUUGAAAAACGUGUGUAUGGGGAAAAGAGAGUACGGAACAAGCCAGUGAAGUGUGCCGAUUCGCUUGCGAGGACGCAAGCGGCUCUCGGAAAUAUGGCCAACAAGAGAGAACGGGUAAAAAUCUUGCACAAAAAAAUUGAAGACCUGAUGAAGUAUCUCGACCCCCAGUUCACUAAUCACAUUACUGUCCCUGAUGCCAUGAAACUGGAGUUUAUUUUAGCCGAGGAGGAUUUCCUGCUGUCUCAGGCUUCUUUGCUGGAGCAGGUCAGCAGUUUGCAGCCCCUCCUCAACAGCAGCCAUAUCCAAGCUGUUCCAGAACAUGCCACCAAACUGCAGCGUCUGUCACAGAUCCACAUCAAACAGCAGGACCAGAGUGAGGAAUUGUCAGCAGAUGUUAAGAAGCAGUUUGAGGAUUACAACAAGAUGAUGUUCCUGCUGUCCAAGCAGUUCGCCCAGUGGGACGAGACCCUGCGGCAGCUGGAGGAUGCCAAGCAGGUCAAGCAGCGGGAGUAGAGAUGCUGUGUGUGAGACGUUGCCCUGCAGUGUCUUCAGGGAGCCAUCUUGAAGUCCUUCUCUUGCUCUCAUCGGAUGUACGGGACCCAAACCUCACCUGCACUUCCCACCCACUGAAACGAUUUCCUAGUGCUCUCCGUACAAAUAAAGUCGGAAGAGGUGUGAAUAUUAUCAAAUCGUUAGUGUUAAUAUGGUUUGACAGCUGCGUACUUGGCCUCAAAUUCGGCAUUGUUUAUGAUUUUAUCACCUAUUUUAUCGCCUCUUUUAUACCUAUUUAUUUACACCUAUUUUCACCUAUUUCAUCAGUGCACAUCUUGAAGAGACAGGAGUGGUAGGGGGUUUCCUAUAAGAGUAGAGUUAGAACCUGCAGCCUUAUCACUACAGAACCUGUACUUUUGCAAAGGAGCAAAAUACACUCAGGAUUUUCCAAAGAAACACUUCACAAAAGAACAAAAAGACAUCAAAGAAAAGUCCAAUAACUAUUGUGUACAGUGUUUAACAUUUUGGUCUUUGGUAGCCUCUACAAUGCUGAAGGUACUGAAACAUACCGAUUGUGCCCAAUGUUUUGUGUUCUGAAUUCUUUUCUAAGAUGAAUAAACA
Messenger RNA from Megalops cyprinoides (Indo-Pacific tarpon), 1185 nucleotides. RefSeq names its product dynactin subunit 3-like. Gene Ontology annotation, cellular component: dynactin complex. Gene Ontology annotation, biological process: cytoskeleton-dependent cytokinesis. The record is from RefSeq and is a predicted model, not a curated record. The transcript has 7 exons. NCBI's taxonomy places the organism in Eukaryota, Metazoa, Chordata, Actinopteri, Elopiformes, Megalopidae. Bases 28 to 585 code for a protein of 185 amino acids.